AUGGCCAACUCAGAAACCGCCGGCGACGCUGCUCGGCCGUGGCAGUCCUACAACACCGUCUACACCAAUGCCAAAGCCGGUAUGGAAGGCGUGGAUAAGGAGAAGGUUCAGAGAGUAGUGUAUGAAAUGAGUAAAGGAUCGCAGUAUUUCAAGAACGAGGAGCGCAAGGAGGCUUUUAUUAAGGAGAAGAUAGACAACAUGCGUGCUCGGUGUGCGAAGCUCACCGCCGCUGAUUUGGCUCACUAUCAGAAGGUUGCUGAUAGGAGAAUUACAGAGUUGGAAGCAAUGCGUGACCUGUCGAGGGUUUGGAUACAUGUGGAUAUGGAUGCUUUCUAUGCAGCUGUCGAGACUUUACGUGAGCCGUCAUUGAAGGGCAAGCCAAUGGCGGUUGGGGGUAUGUCCAUGAUCUCAACUGCUAAUUAUGAGGCAAGGAGAUUUGGGGUUCGAGCUGCAAUGCCUGGCUUCAUUGCUCGUAAGUUAUGUCCGGAGUUAAUUUUUGUUCCAACGGAUUUCAAGAAGUACACUCAUUACAGUGAUUUAACUAGAAAUGUGUUUCGGAAGUAUGAUCCUAACUUCCUGGCUGCAAGCUUAGACGAAGCGUACCUUGAUGUUACUGAGGUUUGCAAAGAAAGGGACACUACUGGGGAAGAAAUUGCCAAAGAACUCAGAGAUGGUGUUUAUGAAGAGACUGGUCUAACAUGUAGCGCUGGAGUAGCACCAAACCGUCUACUUGCUAAGGUUUGCUCAGAUAUAAACAAGCCAAAUGGACAGUUUAUUUUACCAAGCAAUCGAAUGGCUGUGAUGACAUUUAUAUCAUCACUUCCUGUACGUAAGAUUGGGGGGAUUGGAAAAGUCACUGAAUAUAUUUUAAGGGAUGCUCUUGGAAUUAGUACUUGCGAGGAGAUUCUGCAAAAGAGCAGUUAUAUCUGUGCUCUCUUUUCUCAUUCUACGGCAGAUUUUUUCCUUUCUGUGGGACUUGCCAUUGGGAGGACAGAUACUCCUGAAGCCAGAUUGAGGAAAAGUAUAAGUAAUGAGAGGACCUUUUCAGCCACAGGGGAUGAAACAUUUCUCUAUCACAAGUUAGCUGAGAUUGCAGAGAUGCUAUCGGCUGACUUGCAAAAGGAGGGCCUUUGUGGGCGAACAUUGACUUUUAAACUCAAAACUGCAGCUUUUGAGGUUCGCACCAGAGCUGUGACUUCUCAAAAAUAUAUAUGCUCGACUGAGGAUAUAUUGAAGCAUGCUUCAAAGUUGCUUAAGGCUGAACUUCCUGUUUCUAUAAGGCUUAUAGGUCUGCGGGUGUCUCAUUUUGAAGAAGAUAAGGGUGCUUCAUCUGAUCCCACACAAAAAACUCUCACCGACUAUCUUUUAUCAGGAGAUGCUUCAAGGAAAACUAUGGGUGAUCAAAUCUCCUUGGACUCGGACUCUAUUGAUCAUCGUUCGAUGCAUGUUGAAGAAUCCUGUUUAUUUAAAGAAACCCAUGAAACAUAUCCAUGUGAUCAUGGAGAUCCUCUAGAUGGCAAUGAUUGUUCACAUGUUGAUGACCUGAAGUGUACUUUGUCUGGCACUUCUGAAGAAAAGGAAAAACUUGAUGAAUCUACGAGCAAUCUGAGUUCAGAUAAGAUGAAUUCAAAUGACAUACGGACAGAGGGCAAUGUACAAAAUGGAGUUUCACUGCUGUUGAGAGCAGGUUAUUCUUUUCUUGGGAACUCUGAGGGCAGUAGCAAAGACAGAGCAAAUAGUUUAACUAGCACCCUUGAGGACUGUCCAAUUUCUUCAUCUCAUCAGAAAGAUUGGCUUUUGUGGGUGGAUGACUACAAGUGUUCGAUCUGUGGCAUAGAAAUGCCACCAGAUUUUGUUGAAGAACGGCAAGAACAUGUUGAUUUUCAUCUUGCCGAGAAGCUUCAGAAUGAAGAAUCUGGCAUUGACUUGAGAGCUUCCAGGCCAAGGCAUAGGUCAAAUGGUCAUGACAUCGCCACACAAGCAGGAUGGUGGUAUUGCCACGUGUACUUAUCUAAACAUUGGAUCUUUGAUUUCAAGUUAGUUUUGAAGUGUCCCUGACUCCCAGCAAAAGCAUACCCUCUUUUUUAUGUUUCUGAAUCCGACUCCUUCCUCAAGUGUUCCACAAUCCCAGAUAAAAAUGGAACUAGCAUCAAUGGCGGCAAGUUCCAACUUCUCCAUACUAAACCCCAGAUGCCCAUUUAGAACCCAAAUUGCUUCACAACUUCAGGCUUCAAUCCAGAAUAGCACCACCCCAGUUCAGAAUAGAAAGGAGGAUAGCUUUGAAGUUACUAUGCCAACCAUGUCUGAGAUAUUGGAAUCAUCAAGGUCCCAGAAACUAGACCUUAAGCUUCAAAUUCUAGGACCCUUUUUCAGAAUCACAGCCAAAAGCUUGGAAACAGAGGAAGAGCUUGGCAGGGCUGAGGGUUUCAUAAGGGUCUGGCUCAGAAGGAGAAUUCUUCACUUGGAUUCAAUCAGGUUGCGAAGAGAGACGAUCGGAAUGGAGAAGUCAAUCUUUGGCAUUGGUUUGUUCAUUGGAGCAGUAGCAAUUCGGCAUGGCUAUGAUUGUGGUUGCAACACAGCUGAGUUGCUGGCUAUCAAUGACUCUGACAAGUACCAUCACAAGCUUGUUAGGUUCUAUUCAAGAAUCGGGUUCAAGGCUGUGUAUGAAGUGACUGGUUCAACAUUUGGAGACCUUGCUCACAUGCUGGUUUGGGGAGGAGUUGGGACCAGAAUGGAUGCCAAAGUUGAAGCACUGCUGAUAAAAUGGUGCAGCAGGUUCAAAUCUCGAUAGUGAUUUGAGUACAAUCUAUUGCAAUUGAGCUGUUUCUAAUGACCAAGAAUACAUCGAUUUCGGUGCUGGAGAUGCUGUCUGAGAAUAAGAGGCUUUUCUAGAGCUGCUGCAUCUUA
Molecule: messenger RNA, 2907 nt
Organism: Fragaria vesca subsp. vesca
Lineage: Eukaryota; Viridiplantae; Streptophyta; Magnoliopsida; Rosales; Rosaceae
Product: DNA polymerase kappa-like
Exons: 15
Coding region: 1-2058 (685 amino acids)
Biological process (GO): error-prone translesion synthesis
Cellular component (GO): nucleus
Molecular function (GO): DNA-directed DNA polymerase activity; damaged DNA binding
Source: RefSeq, a predicted model, not a curated record